Messenger RNA from Myzus persicae (green peach aphid), 1056 nucleotides. RefSeq lists its product as uncharacterized. The record is from RefSeq and is a predicted model, not a curated record. Lineage: Eukaryota; Metazoa; Arthropoda; Insecta; Hemiptera; Aphididae. Gene Ontology annotation, cellular component: cytoplasm. Gene Ontology annotation, molecular function: ubiquitin protein ligase activity; zinc ion binding; ubiquitin conjugating enzyme binding. Gene Ontology annotation, biological process: multicellular organism development; proteasome-mediated ubiquitin-dependent protein catabolic process. Bases 1 to 1056 code for a protein of 351 amino acids. The transcript is spliced from 2 exons.
AUGACAACUCUGGUGCCGGCUGCGAUUUCUUCGGCCGAGGCGGCAGAGUCGUCGACCGCGAGGACGACGCAUUUGGUGGCGCCAGCAGCAGCAGCAGCAGCAACGGCGGAGGUGAUCGCGGCGCCGCCGCAGGUUGUGUCGACAACGGCUUCCAUUUUGCCGCUGGCGUCCGACACCACCGAGGAGAUCGUGGCCAUCUCUCAGCAGAUCCGCCGAGCCCUGGAAUGUCCGAUAUGUCUGACCCUGAUGUCUGCGGUCAUGUCGUGCGACUGCCCCAACGGGCACGCCACGUGCCGGCCGUGCAUGAUGACGCUGAUGAGCAUCAACCCCACCGCCGACAGCCUGUGCCCGCUGUGCCGGACGUUGAUGAUGCAGUUCGAUGGCCCGACGGCUAUGGUCGUCAAACUGACCGAGGUCACCUCGUUGGUGAAGGUGGCGUGCUUCAACAGGUCACUAGGGUGUCCCGAGCUUUUGUCCGUGAGGUGGGUCAACGAACACGAGGCAGUGUGUCGGUACGUGGCCGACGUGCCGUGCCAGGUGGCAGUGUGCCAGUGGGUCGGCACGUGCGAGCAGCUGUACGAUCACGUGUCCAGUGUGCACCCCGGUGUCGCCGUUGAGUCUUCGACGAAUCGGCUGAAAGUGACCGACCUUCAUGCAAUCCCGAAGAAUCGGCGCCGGACAUACCUAGUCCGGUCGACGUACGGCUUGAUUUGGGUGCUGUUGUCGCGGGCGGUGAGAUCGAGAAUCCAGGUGGGACUUUUUAUGGUGAACAAACCUUUGAGUGGACGACAUCCGACACCGGCACCCGGCCGAAAUCACGCCAACCCGCAGUCACCAGACAUCCUGUACCGGGUCACAUGGUUCGACAACAACGACCGGAGCAAGACUAAGAGCAGGACGAAGGAGAUCAACUGGAGCACGACCCUGAAGGAGGGCUGCCACACAACCUCGCACAAAGCGUACUCCAUGUUCCGGUCCAGGACGGGUAGCAUGGAGAUCAGCUGGUUCCCGUUCCUCCGACACAAUAACUACCGACAAACCAAUCCCUCGACUUAA